Oncorhynchus mykiss (rainbow trout) is the source of this 8349-nucleotide messenger RNA. RefSeq names its product anion exchange protein 3. The record is from RefSeq and is a predicted model, not a curated record. Lineage: Eukaryota; Metazoa; Chordata; Actinopteri; Salmoniformes; Salmonidae. Gene Ontology annotation, cellular component: plasma membrane. Gene Ontology annotation, molecular function: solute:inorganic anion antiporter activity; monoatomic anion transmembrane transporter activity. Gene Ontology annotation, biological process: transmembrane transport; monoatomic anion transport; bicarbonate transport.
UUGAAUCAGUAUCAUGUUUAUUGUAUUUUUAUUGUUUAUUUCUUUGUUUUUUUCAUUUUUAUUUAUUAUCUAUUUCACUUGCUCUGACAAUGUAAAUGUUCCCAUGCCAGGAAAGCCCUUUGAAUUGAAAUUGAAUUGAGAGCGAGAAAGGGAGAAAGAAAGAGAAAGAGGGAGAAUAUAUUUGAUUGCAUUCUCCAGGCCAUCAACACCUUUUGAAUGUAUUUUAAUUGGGAGAAAGAGAGGGAGAGAGGAUGGACCAUUUUGGCAAAUGGAUGGGCAGCACUCUCUGGUCUAUCCCAUGAUCCUGCGGCAAUAAUUAACACGAGAUCAGUGAUCGAUUCUCCUUGACAGCGACCCUGCCCCAGGCUCUUCCUGCUUUUAUCCACCCAGCAUGGGAAUCAUUGACCGGCCGCUCAGACUAGAUUAAAAUAGAACCAGAAACAGACAAGCUAUCAGAUGGGACGGACAGAAAGAUUUCAGGCUUUACCGCAUAUAUCCAUUAGCUCAUGUAUUUUCCACCUCUUCCACUUCGAUGAGUACAUAUUGUAAUUCAGUCACAGCACACAGAAGUGUAUUUAUCAUGCAGGAUGAUAGUAUAAUGUGUUACUGUUUGAUGGUUUGAAGUUUUGGGAUGGUUAACUGACAUUAUGUAAGCCGUAGAAUAGAUUUUUUUAACAGGACAUAACUUUCAUUAAUUACUAUUCCAAACAAAUUUAACUUCUCUGCGUGACCAUUGACUUGUUCGACUUGUUCAGCAGAGUCUUGUCACAGUAAAACGUCCAGUAUAGUACUGCAGUUUAAUCUAGAACUGCAGCAGUCAUGACAACCGUUUCAAAUGUUGACAGAGGUUUGCCCUGUCUUGCCCGAGGCACUGUGAGUUCCAUUGCCCCACUGAGAGUGUACUUGUUCAUUCACUGUGAGUAACAUGGCUGGUGUGGGCUACCAAUGGCUGAUGUUGGCUACCAGCGACCAUGCUUGACACAAUGCCGUGGAGCAGGCUUGCAUUGAAGCAUAAUCAACAUGUGCUUAUGUUCAGAAUGCCUCUAAGCAAGUGAAACGCGCACACACACAUACACAUUCGCACACACACACACACACUGUAAACACAGGUUUGAGGAAAGGUCAGUGUUCAACUCAGGUACCCUUUGCGGGCGAAGGAUGACAGGACAUUAGAAGUAAUCAUCGUUUCCAUGGAGACAGUGCUGGAGACAGGCUCUUGCUCCUAACCAGAGUUCCAUUCUGUACAGAGGCAGUAUGACUACAGUUUUUCUGUCUCUGUGUCUGUGAUAGGGUAUAAUGCAUUUUUCAGUUGUUUGGAUGUUUUCUGAGAGAAGAAGAGAGCUUUCACUUCCAUGUUUUUUUCUUGAGCCUCUGAUUUAGCCUUGACUGUGCUCCUGCUGCCUGCCCUGGCUGUGACAGGGUGCCAUGGAAACCAAAACUGGGGUGCGUCACCCCACCCGCAUGCCCCGCCUCAUCCCAGCAUCUAUCCCAGGAUCAAUGGAUGGCCGGCACCACGGAAACUGGUGAAUUAGCCCAAUAGAUUAGAGGAAGGUCUGAAAACAAGUGCUGCAGUUUGUAUCAAUACUUAUUUUUGGAAUGACAGCUUGAGCCAGUCUGCUGCUGAAUCGUGCCCAGCCGAAAUCUACUAGAGAAACCACUAUUACCUCUGUCUAUGCCACUGAGAGGACAGCAGCAGUGUGACAUUUCUCUUCCACUUUUGAGUUUGAUUGGGACGCUAAGAAGAUAAAUAUCUCCUUUUAGUAGUCUUUUUUUGUCAGCUUUUUAAAAAAUCCCAAACCGUUAUCUAGAGUGGACUUCCAGUGACAGCAGAUACUUCAUACGAGGACCUAUUUAUAGUAGUCUGCAGAUUGGAUGUAGCCUUUUGGUAACCAGCAGCCACUACUUCAGCUUGGCUUGUGCUGGAGCUUCUGUUCCUGACGAAUAUCAACCCCAUCAAAACACAGAACCGCUCUCUGGUUCCGUGAGGCUCAGGCUUGGCUUACAGCUAACACCAACAAACGGUGAGGAGCUGCAGGUGAGAGAACGUCAGAACCCUGGAUGAGCAGGGCGCCCACCCGGAGUGGGGUGGGGAAGAGGCACCACAGACACCGUCACAGACCCAGGAGAUGACAGACCCCAUGGGGCAGGAGAACCAGGGACCACCAGCCCCCUGUCCAGAGGUGGUGGUGGUGGGGGAAAAACACCCAAAAACCAAGACGACCACCAACAUUCACACACCAGGGACCUUGGGCACCCCACACCAGCGCCCCUCUGUGAACCACCGGCACAACGAGGGAGCAGAGGUUGUGCACCGCGCCUCUCAGUUCAACAUGGAGGGCUUGGAGGACUUUGAGGAGUUUGUGUUGAAUUUUGACGAUUACGACCUGCUUGAAUCCAUCCAUGACCACCUGGGGUCCCCUGAGGACGCAGUCCCCCUGGAGCCCGACCAUGACCAGCUGGGAUCCCCUGAGAACCCAGAACCCUUGGGACCCAUCAGUCACCGAUUCGAGGACAACCCUGGGAUGAGGCGUCAUCUGGUGAAGAAGUCGUCUCGAUGCCAGCUCACUCAGAACAGCAAAAGCUCUCCGCCCCAGUCCAGCCUGAAGAGGAAGAAGAGGGUGGCUGACAAGAAGACCCAUGAGGUGUUUGUGGAGCUCAACGAGCUGAUAGUGGAUAAAAACCAGAAGAUGCGCUGGAAGGAGACGGCUCGUUGGAUCAAGUUUGAGGAGGACGUGGAGGAGGAGACAGACCGCUGGGGAAAACCCCAUGUGGCUUCACUCUCCUUCCGCAGCCUGCUGGAGCUUCGCAGGACCAUCACACAUGGUGUGGUCCUGUUGGACCUGGAGCAGACCACUCUGCCUGGCAUUGCCAACCUGGUGGUGGAGACCAUGAUCAUCUCAGACCAGAUCAGAGCGGAGGACCGGGCCAACGUGCUCCGUGCCCUGCUGCUCAAACACCACCACCCCAACGACGAAAAGGAGGGCCUUUUCCACCGCAACCACUCUACUAAAAGCCUUCACGGCAGCUUUCAACGCAACCACAACCACGUUCCCGAAACCACGGUGCCCCUAGUGGCUGAAGAUCCUACAGAGGCCCUCCACCAUGAAAAGAAGCAGCAGAGCAGAGAUGUGUUUAAAUCACUCCAUCCCCCCCUGCCGAUGGCUCUCCAACAACAGGUUACCAAACACACAAAACUCCUAGCCAAGAUUCCCAAGGACGCAGAAGCAACCGUGGUCUUAGUGGGUUGCGUGGAGUUCCUGGAGCAGCCAGCCAUGGCCUUCAUCAGGCUGAGUGAGGCGGUCCUGCUGGAGUCGGUCCUGGAGGUGCCGGUGCCGGUUCGUUUCCUCUUUGCACUGCUUGGACCCGCUCAGUCCAACAUGGACUACCAUGAGAUUGGACGCUCCUUCUCCACCCUCAUGUCUGACAAGAACUUCCACGAGGUGGCCUACUUUGCGGACGACCGGCAGGACCUGCUGAACGGCAUUAAUGAGUUCUUGGACUGCAGCAUCGUCAUCCCCCCGUCAGACGUGGAAGGAAAGGACCUGCUGAAGACAGUGGCCUCCUUCCAGAAACAGAUGCUGCGCAAGAGGAAGGAGAGAGAGAACAUCAAGACCCACACCACCCCCUGGACAGACCAGGAGACCAAAGAGGUGAGCCAGGAUGAGCAGGAAGAGGAAGAGGACCAGGAGGUGGACCCCAUGAAGAGGUCGGGCAUCCCCUUCGGAGGCCUCAUCCAUGACAUCAGGCGGCGCUACCCGCGCUACGCCAGCGACAUAAAGGACGCCUUGGACUCACAGUGCAUCGCCGCUGUCAUUUUCAUCUACUUCGCCGCCCUCUCACCCACAAUCACCUUUGGAGGGCUGCUGGGAGAGAAAACAGAGGGCAUGAUGGGAGUGUCGGAGCUCAUCAUCUCCACAGCGACCCUGGGGGUACUUUUCUCUCUGAUGGCCGGACAGCCCCUCCUCAUCAUCGGCUUCUCAGGACCCCUGCUGGUGUUUGAGGAGGCCUUCUACAAGUUCUGCCAGGCCCAGGGCUUUGAGUACCUGACGGGCCGGGUGUGGGUCGGCUUCUGGCUCGUCUUCAUAGUGCUGUUGAUAGUGGCGGCCGAGGGAAGCUUCUUGGUUAAAUACAUCUCACCCUUCACCCAGGAAAUAUUUGCCUUCCUCAUCUCACUCAUCUUCAUCUACGAGACCUUCUCCAAGCUCAUCAAGGUGUUCCAGGAGCAUCCUCUGAUGAGAAGCUACCCGCCUGCCUUUGGCCUUCCCGGCAUGGAGUUCACCAACCCCACAGACCCCCAUGGCCCCAUCCUAAACCAACCCAACACAGCCCUGAUGUCUUUCAUCCUCAUGCUUGGUACCUUCUUUGUGGCCUACUUCCUUAGGAAAUUGCGCAACAGUCGAUUCCUGGGCGGGAAGGCCAGAAGAAUCAUCGGAGACUUCGGGAUCCCCAUCUCCAUCCUGUUCUCUGUACUGUUGAGUUACUCCGUCCCCGACACAUAUACGCAGAAGCUGAAUGUACCGUCUGGUUUCUCGGUCACGUCUCCUGACAAGCGGGGCUGGUUCAUCAGUCCGUUCGGCGACCUCAAGCCCUUCCCCGCGUGGAUGAUGGGGGCAUCGGUGGUGCCCGCCCUCCUCGUCUUCAUCCUCAUCUUCAUGGAGACACAGAUCACCACACUCAUCGUCAGCAAGAAGGAGCGUCGCCUGGUCAAGGGCUCUGGCUUCCACCUGGACCUGCUGCUCAUCGUCACGCUGGGCGCCAUGUGCCCUCUGUUAGGCCUGCCCUGGCUCACCGCCGCCACGGUGCGCUCUGUCACGCACGUCAACGCCCUUACUGUCAUGAGCAAGGCCACAGCGCCCGGCGAGAAGCCUGUGAUCCAGGAGGUGAAGGAGCAGCGGUUGACGGGCCUUGUAGUCGCCGUGCUCGUGGGCAUGUCCCUCGUGAUGACAGAUGUGCUCCGUCACAUUCCGCUGGCCGUGUUGUUCGGGAUCUUCCUCUACAUGGGCGUCACGUCAAUCACCGGCAUCCAGCUCUACGAGCGCAUCACUCUCAUGUUCACGCCCGCCAAGCACCACCCCGACCACAUAUAUGUGACCAAGGUGAAGACGUGGCGUAUGAACAUGUUCACCAUCAUCCAGCUGGCCUGCAUCAUGUUGCUGUGGGUGGUCAAGUCCACCGUGGUCUCGCUCGCCUUCCCCUUCAUCCUCAUCAUGACCGUGCCGCUCCGCCGCCUCAUCCUCUCCCGGAUCUUUGAGGAGCGUGAGCUCCAGGCGCUCGACGGGGAAGACGAGUCAUCCCCCAACUUUGAUGAGGAUGGUCGGGACGAGUAUAACGAGAUUCACAUGCUUGUGUAGACACGUGACACGGGGAGGCCCAAUAGGCUCUCUCUGUCUUCCAACACGAACCAAUUACGAGCACGCUUCUUUGGAAGGCAAACCUUAUAAUGUCUGGGUAGCUGUGUUUUUCAACACCCCCCCCCCCCCCCCCCCCCCCACACACACACAGAUGUGCUGAGGGUAGAAUAUUUGUCCAACAGAGAAACAGAAUGUAUACAUAUAUAUAUAUAUAUAUAUAUAUAUAUAUAUAUAUAUAUAUAUAUAUAUAUAUAUAUAUUAUAUGUGUAUAUUACUGUGUGUACGUAUAUAUUCAAAUCUUGCUCCUCUUUGAUCUAAAAAUGCUGUAAAGGAAUAACCCCACUGUUAUGAUUUGUUUCUGUGUGUCCUGCUCCAACUAUAGAUGUUUUCUCUCAGAAGGUCAGUAUCAACUCUACUGCCCUACUGUGACAGUGUGGGUGAGGAAUCCUAAAGUGUGUGACAUGGACAAUGCACCAUGUCAACACAGACCAGUCAUUUAAAAACCCUCUUCCCUCUGGACAUGGGUUCCUCCCCAUUUCCUUCAACGGUCCAGGCGUACGUGUCGACAACCCCAAGGAUUCCAGUAGGUUGGUUUCCUCGCCCAGUGUUGGAGUCCCAUAUUUUUGGGGGCACCGGUGGGAUGAACACUGGUUGUACGACAGCCUCACAGGUUUCACCAGGAGCCAAUACUCCACUGCCUCCUCAGCGUAACUGCCUUCCCCCUCCUCUUCAUACUGUAGGCAUUAUCAGUGCAGUUUGAUGUCGUCGCUAACCAAACAGUAUGACGUUCCCUUUUAUUUGUUUCUAGUUGUUUGCUACUCGCAGGACACGUUCAUCUUUGACCUUUGCGAUUCACCUGCACUGCCACACCAGUCCCCUGGUCCAAGAACAGAAGAAGAAUCAUUGGAUGAGACCUCUCAAUGCAUUUCCUCUGAAACGAAGAUGCACUGAGGACUGCGUGUGUGUUGGAGCAGUUUUUCUUGAUGAGGUAUAUUCUGCAUUACAUGCCAGUCCAAUGAUGUCACUGUGGAUGUAUAUGUGAACACAUUGUGAUCUGCUGACCUUGUGUACGUUUAAAUUGUUUAUUUAGUAUUUGUGACCAUACGAAUGAAAUGUUAUAUUACCUAUGUUGUUGUUUUAGUUGCCAAAAUUCUAUGAAGCCAUAUUGACAUAUGGGAUGCUUUCUAAAUGUCUGUUUGUUCAAUGAAUAACUUUAUUUGAAACCUUUGUCCCAGUCACUGGAAUUAUGCCACAGUUAUCAAAAUCACUGUGUAGCACCACUGUCAUUGUGUACUUCCAUGUUCUGAGGGCAACUGUUGGAUGUGAAUGGUACUGAAGCUUCAUAUGAACCCUGACCCUUGAACUGCAAACAGAUCAUUGACCAAUAGUUUGUUGUUCCUGUUGUGAACACAAAUCAGUCAUGACAUUUUCAAAUGUUUUUCAAGUUAUACACAGUUGGUUCAGAAGCGAUUCUAUACAACUUAGCAUUUGAUUAACAUGUAAAGUCACUGGAAUGGACUCUUUGCCUCAAGGUUCAGAGUUUAUACCCCACACAGAAUGUCUGUGUAUUUAAAAUGUAAGUUUUCAUGAGCUGUGUUGCAGAACCAUUUUUGACUGGUUGUAUUAACGCUAGAUGCUAGGAUUGGAGACUUAUUGAAUGCAUUUUGUGUAUGGACAACCUACUUAGCCCCACACCAUGUGAGACUUAUUGAAUGUAUAGGCCUACCCAAUGGGCGCACACUGGUUGCGACAACAUUGUUCGACGUUGAACCAACGUGGAAUAGACAUUGUAUUGUGUUCAGGGGACAGAAGAAAGACAGACACUAAAAAAAAAUCAUCAGUCGUCGGGGAAAAAAUGAAGAAUUGGAAUUGUGGUUAUUAUUCAAGAGGAUAAUAAGGGUUGUUCUGUCAGUAUUCUCUGAGUGUUGGAACAGGAACAAGAAAAUCGAAUUGUUAUGGGGCCGGGAAAAAGGCCUGGCAUGUUAGACGUUGGGAAUCCACAAUGUUUCGUCACCUGAUACCUCCAUGCUAGCACAGACCAGACCACCCACCCAAAAUCUAGGAAUAUAGCCUUGUCAUUUUUGAACAGACAUUACCUAGACCUCUCGCUUGAUUGAAAGUCUCCGAGCCCGUUUUUCCCUCAUUUGAUUGGAUGUCCAGGACCAGGAACGUUUUUGUUGUCUGUACAUUAUGCACACUUGUGAAGGCUAUUAAUAAGUAGACAAUCAGAAAUGUACUCCUGUAUAUCUUUAUGUAUCUACUGUCAUAAGGAAUAUGAUAGAACCGCUAACCCUGUGGCGACAUCCUGUUGUACAAUGAGCUCCUAUUUCCCCAGUCCUUUUUUGUACUGCAUAUUCAUUUGAAUUAAUGAGUCAUUCCCAACUUGUUUGCGCCAUGUAAUUAAUAUGAUGUUAUAAAGGUGAAGCUCCCCUUUAAAUAGUUAUUAUUCUCUUCAGAAUUCUCUAAACGUCAGGUCAGUGAUUAUUUAAAGGGGAAUUGUACUUUAAUUGAGGGUCUUGAGGCAUUGAAAAUAUGUCCUGCAGGCCACUUGUAAUGAAGCCCUUAUGACGUACUAUUUAUGCCUCAAUACAGGACAAUGACUUUAGUUUCAUGUAGAAAUUUGAAUGGUUUAUACAUGCUAUACUUGUGUGGUAAAAUCAGUCAUGUCACACACAAAUAUAGUGACACACACAUAAACAUAUUGCCACACACAAACAGAGAUAUAACUCUUUCUGCUCUGAAAACGAUACCUGACUAUAAUGACGAAGUGUGGUGUGUCGGUCUGAGAAUUUUUUUUUACGUGAGUAUAUUUUAUGGUAAAUUAUUCAUUACUUUAGCAUUAGCAAUACCGAAAUGUACUUAUGUUAUGUGGAUACUUGAAUAGCAAUUCAGCCUGCUGUUAUUGUAAAGGCGUUUUCAAACUACUGUAAAACAAAUUAUUUUUUUGUCUGAAAAUAAAUAUUUAUUAUGUGUUUCAAAUAAAUCUAUCAACUCUUUA